AAGAGGUUACUGCAAUUAUAUUUUGCAGUGACUUGAUGUUGAACAAACUUUUUACACCUCAAGUGCAUAGAUAAACUAUUUCUUCUUUAAAAUUUAUAAGCUAUGCCAACUCAAAACUCUCCUGCCUCUUUCUCCCAUCAAACUUCCGAAAUAAAUGCAUGGUAAAUAUGUCCUUCGUUAAUAGUAAAUCAAUCAAUGAAUAUUCAUCUUCUUCCCUCUCUUUUUCUUUUCUCCCUCUCUCACACACAUCCCUGAUUCAAAGGAAGGAAGCCAACGCCAUAGGAGACUAGACAAACGCUCCAUAUUUAACUACACUUAUGUACAGGGCAAAAAGGAAAUGGGAACAUAUAGAUCAGAGGAGGAUUAUGAUUACUUAUUCAAGGUGGUGCUCAUAGGGGAUUCUGGUGUUGGCAAAUCGAAUUUGCUAUCGCGCUUUACUAAAAACGAAUUCAGCCAGCAAUCUAAGUCCACCAUCGGCGUCGAAUUCGCCACUCGUACCAUUCAUGUUGAUGACAAAAUUGUCAAAGCCCAGAUUUGGGACACUGCUGGCCAAGAGAGGUACCGGGCCAUCACAAGUGCUUAUUAUAGAGGAGCUGUUGGUGCUUUACUUGUUUACGAUAUUACUCGCCACGUAACAUUUGAGAACGUAGCGAGAUGGCUCAAGGAGCUCAGAGAUCACACGGACCAGAACAUCGUCGUCAUGGUAGUAGGGAACAAGGCAGAUCUCCGCCACCUCCGUGCGGUCCCCGCUAAUGAGUCGAAGGGUUUUGCGGAAAGGGAGAGGACCUUCUUCAUGGAAACAUCUGCUCUUGAGGCGUUGAACGUUGAAAACGCGUUUACAGAAGUGUUGACUCAGAUUUACCGGGUGGUUAGCAAGAAGGCUCUUGAUGCAGGAGACGAUCCAACAUCUUUGCCUGCAGGACAAACGAUCAACAUCGGAAACUAUGUAUCUGCUAUUAAGAAGGGCGGAUGUUGUUCCAGUUGA
Lycium ferocissimum is the source of this 985-nucleotide messenger RNA. Its product is annotated as ras-related protein RABA1f-like. Gene Ontology annotation, molecular function: GTP binding; GTPase activity. The transcript has 2 exons. Gene Ontology annotation, cellular component: endosome. The coding region runs from base 338 to 985 and encodes 215 amino acids. Lineage: Eukaryota; Viridiplantae; Streptophyta; Magnoliopsida; Solanales; Solanaceae. The record is from RefSeq and is a predicted model, not a curated record.